This is a messenger RNA of Melitaea cinxia (Glanville fritillary), 1968 nucleotides long. RefSeq lists its product as uncharacterized. NCBI's taxonomy places the organism in Eukaryota, Metazoa, Arthropoda, Insecta, Lepidoptera, Nymphalidae. Bases 1 to 1968 code for a protein of 655 amino acids. The record is from RefSeq and is a predicted model, not a curated record. The transcript is spliced from 10 exons. Gene Ontology annotation, cellular component: cilium.
AUGAGCGUGUCGGUGCGCGCUGUGCUGGUGGAAGGCCCGCAGGCCCCGCGCUCCAAGGGGCCGUACACGUAUGCUAGCACGCCGCGCGCUCUGUACAACAAUGUGAAGCUAAAACGUGACCCUUCGUGCAUAACCGUUAUUAAAACGUUAGAUAUACCUGCUGACGAUGCAAACGCAUUCACAGUAAUCAACCAUGAGGAGGACAACCAUACCGCGAAGCACGUGCCGUUGCCACGUAUCGUAAACGUCGUCAAGCCGCUCCAGCGCGAUGACGGCCGUACACACGUACCGAGCGCGACAAAAGACCAGCUGACGGAGAGAAUGGUCGCCGCCGUCGUGCCCCAGACAAUUCUCGACCCUAAAUUUACACGGGCGCUUGAUUUUAAGCUUCGUCGUCUAAAAGAGAAAGAAAUUUUGGAAGCCAAUCUUCGGCGGCCGACGCGCUAUCGCCGGCGUCCCGGAGCGCUAGCGACAUCCAAUCCUAAUCUCACUUGGAAAGAACAAACGCCGCCCAAAAAAACGAUGAGUCAGUCUCAACCGCGAAUCGAUAUAAUUUCGAGUGAUGGGGAGAGGACAAAAAUAUCUCCAAAGUUUGAUAAAUCUCCGCAGAAUCUCAGCAAAAGUCGCAGCAAAAUCUCCGGUGCUAGUGAGGUGGAUAAACCAAGAUUUGUCACUACAGUGAAGUCUGGGCAGUUUCUUCUACCACCACCGGACGUCGCUCACCUUCUUGGAUUGGAAACCCUGUAUCCACCUCAGGAGAGAGAGAAAAUUGUGUAUUCAUAUGCGAACAAGCCUAAGGCUGUGACGAAUAAAAGUAAGCGAUCAGUACCGGAAAAGAAGGAGACUGUACCAAAUGGUGUGCCUCAUGGGGCUCCUACUUUGGGCAAAGCAAAAAGAACCAACGUCAAUGGUGGCGAAGUCUUCAAGGGUGUCCGAGCGCUGAUAGCGGGCGUCGCCGGCAUGAAACAUCUUCUCGAAGAACAUGACCAUGUUGGCAGCAUGGCGACGGGUGUCACGGCCGCGACAGGAACGACGGGCUACUCCAAUCUCAUGCACGACAAGCGCGUUGUCCGCGGCAGCACCUUCGCUUCACACCCACACGCCGCUGGCGAUGGCCUGGAGUCUGGCGCGGCGCGUGCGGCGAGGACAAGGCGGCGGGCGCUGGCGCGGCGAGCGGCGCUGGCGAGGCUGAGGCCCGGCACUCCGCCGCCCGCGCCCGGCCGCCGGCACCACCCCAUACAGACCGAGUACUACCUCGAAGAGCUAUUCGACAAAGGCGUGGAAAUGGAAGUUGGUGUACAAACAGACCUCUUCGUCGAUCGUCCCGCGACGCCCAUCUACGUGCCCGCUAAGACUGGAGCUGAUGCUUUCACACAGAUACAGCCUGGAGACCUAUUCGACUUCGACCUGGAAGUACAACCGAUACUGGAAGUUCUGGUGGGGAAAACGACAGAGCAAGCGCUGGCUGAGGUGGCCCAGGAAGAGGAACUUGCGACUCUUCGGGAACAGCAGCGUCGUUACCGAGAACUGCGUGAUGCUGAACUAGCCGAGAGACAGCGCCUUCAGCUGCGUGAUGAGCGACUCAACCAAGAGAAGGAGCGUCGUGUCGCAGAGGCCAGAGAGGCGCGCGUUGCGGGCGAAGAGGCGCGCUCGCGCGUGGCGGCCGCGACCUUGGUGCAGGGCUACGUCGCCGAGCUGCUGCCCGCGGUGCUGGCGGGGCUGCGGGACAGCGGCUACCUCGUGCGACGCGCCACGAGAGGGGUUGAAGAGGAGUUCAUGCCGUGGCUGAUACAAGAGGUGUCUCUCGAGAUCGAGUCCAUCAUCACGAGUAGAGACGUCAUCGCUGAGAUAGUGCGAGACGUGGUGGAGGCGCGCGCGGAACUGCUCGGCAGAGACCGGCGCGACGCUCAGCGCGCGUCGCCGCCCGAGUCCGUCACACCGCCCUCUGUGCCAACGGAGGAAGGUUAG